Molecule: messenger RNA, 2104 nt
Organism: Darwinula stevensoni
Lineage: Eukaryota; Metazoa; Arthropoda; Ostracoda; Podocopida; Darwinulidae
Source: the annotation of a GenBank genome assembly
AUGUUCUCACCGUCAGAACUGGAAGGCACGGCCAUGUUGGACAUGCUGGCCGGGACCGGAGGGUUCUGGAACCGGGCGGGGGGGCUCCGGGGCGAGAUCAUCGUGAACGGGUCCCACCUGCAGGCGAGGAAGCUGAGGCAUCGCGUGGCGUACGUGCAGCAGAACCAGGACUUUCAGCCGAACAUGAGCGUGAGGCAGACGCUGCUGUUUCACGCGUUCCUCAGGGAGCCGGGCAACGCGGCGAGGGACACGGACACGAAGGGAAGGGUGAGGGAGUUAUUUAUGAUCAUAUUUUUUCCCCACUUCUUUCGACCGGUUCGAUGCGGGAGAGUCGUGAGCCGUAAAUCGUCGGUGAAAAUCAUUCGCGUCAUGAGUCGCCGUUUUGAUUUAAGCGAUGGAAUCAUGCGCUUCGAAUCGCUGAUUCGAGGGCCCGGGAGGCACGGUGCUCAUGCCGGCGUGGCAAAGUUCGACACAUGCCCGACGCAGCGGAUGAUUACCGUGCGAUUCGCGAUAUCAGCGGCAAAGAGGGUCACGAUUGCCCAUUCUUCCCAGAUCAACGCCUUGAUCGAGGACCUGGGGCUGUCCCAGGUGCGGCACACCCGCGUCCACGAUCUCACCCUGUCGGAGAAGCUGCGGCUGAACGUCGCCUGCCACCUGCUGCUGGAGACGGACCUCAUCUUCCUGGACCAGCCGACGAAGGGGAUGGACAUCUUCGACACGUUCUUCCUCGUGGAGUACCUGCGACAGUGGGCGCUGAGGGGAAGGAUCGUGGUGACGACGUUGAACCCGCCGACCUACGAGAUCUUCACGAUGGUUUCGCGGGUGGCACUGCUGUCGACGGGGAGGCUCAUGUACUGUGGGAAGAGGAGGGAGAUGCUGCCGUACUUUGCUUUCAUCGAGUAUCCGUGCCCGGCCUAUAAGAAUCCUGCAGACUAUUACCUCGACCUGGUGACCUUGGACGACCUCUCGGCGGAAGCCAUGCUGGAAUCGAGUCAGCGGGUGAAGCAGCUGGCCGAGAUCUUCAAGAGGCGCCAGGAGCCCCUGUCCGACCCUGGUCCACCGGGAGUCCUGCCUCCGAAGGUCCAUUCUGCCGGUUGCAUGACGGAGUUCCUCGCUCUCUGGGUGCGUGCCAUGGUGUAUACCUUUCCGAACAAUGUGAUCGCCUGGGCAUUUCGGGUACUCCUCGCGGCGAUACUCUCACUCUGCAUCGGGACCAUCUGGUUCGACACGCGAACCGAUUCCAGGCAAGAGCAGAUGCACGUGAACGAUCGGCUGGGUUUCCACUAUCUGAUGAUGGGGUUGGGGAUCUGGCCGAGCAUCUUGCUGGAUCUGUCGGAUGCAUGGAGCGAGAAGGCUCCGAUCACGAGGGAUGUCUCUGAUGGCCUCUACUCCAAGGUCAACUUUAUCUUCUGCAAGAUGCUUUACAGCACACCGGCUGCCUUUGGUGUGUUUUUGGCCUAUCUCAUUCCCGCAUAUGCCCUGUCUGGGCUUCAGGGCUCCCAAGGAGCAAAUACUUUUCUUUUAUACCUGGGAUUCAUGCUCCUGUAUCUGUACACGGUGCGGUCACUUGCCCUGGCCUGUGUGUACCUGUUUUCGUCUCGACACGUGGCUGCUGUGAUCGUCGGAACAGUGACCACCCUGCUCCUGCUGCCCUCAGGAUAUGCCAUCCACACGGACGACCUCCAACCGUGGGUGUCCUGGCUGGCAUAUGCCUCUCCAAGCAAAUGGAUGUAUCAGGAGGUGGUCGUCGAGGAACUCAGGUCCAUCGACGAGUUCAAGUGCAGCACCAACCCACCGACUAAGCAAGAGGAUAUCAUUUAUCAGUUGCCCUGCGGCGUGCAGACGGGACGGCAGGCCCUGUCCUUCAUGGCGUUCAACACGAAACAAGAGCUUAUUUUGCCCCUGCUCGUCACGGGAGGAUUUCUCGUCGCAUGCCAUAUCCUCAGCAUUUUCUUCUUUCUAGCCAAAACCCAACUCCCCAAGCGAUCUCGCUCCAAGUUGGAGCGCAUGUAAUCAAAACUCACUGUCCUUGUCACGAAUCCAUUUUGUCCAUUCUGUGCCUGUGGUUUCAUCUGUUGUAUGAAUUGAUGAAAUAAAGUUUAAU